GGGUCUCUUGGGCAGGAAGGCUUCUGAGUAUCAGCCCAGCCGCUUUUAAUGCCUGUCACAAAGCGUGGAUUGUAGCCGAGUCGGGCUGGCAGGAAAGGCCGAAAAGAACUGGACGCUGCGGAUAUGGAGAACCCCUCAAAGGCAGUUGACAAAGGCGGAGAAGGAGCAGAGAGCCACCGGCUGCCACGGAGGACUUGGGUGAGAAUGAACAGAGCAGAGGCCUCGAGAGCUUCUCCAGCCAAUUCCCACCCGAAGCACAAAAAGAAAAUAGUUGCUUCUCUGAACGAUGACUGGAAGGAAGGGGAAGUGGAAGAGAAGGAGGACGAAGAAGGAUUCAGUCAGCGGAUUGUUCGAAGAGCUGUGAGGAAGUAUCCCGAAGACGCUGGGGAUCACGCGGAAGCUGGCCACCGGCAAAUCUCCAUUCCCAUGGGCCGAGCGGAGGGCAGCUGCCCUGAAGUGCUGUCCAAAGGGACCCUGGCAGUGAUUGUGGCCGCUUUGGCCUUCUUGGGCUUCUUUUCCACUUCGGUCCUUCUGGUGGUGGCGGUCUGUGUCUUGCGGAUGGCGGAUAAACAAAGGAAAACAGGGAAGGAAGGGAAAAUUGGUUAUCCUCCUUCCAGAAGGACUCUUCCUCCUAUCCCACCCCCUCGCCCAGACCAUACGUACAUGACCAUGAGGACAUCUGGCCCUGGUCACCUCCGUCCAGCCACCCCGCAUGCCCCAGAGGACGGCUACCUGAGUGUCAGCGAGCUGAAUCCCGGUCCCAGGACCCGUCAAAAACUCCACUACCAGAACGUGAGCGCGUCAUCGCCACCCAAGACCCCCAAGGAGAGGGAGUACAUAAUCCCCAAAGGGGCUCAGCCCUUUUCCAGCCCUCCCUCAGCAAAAAAGUAUGAGAAGGUGGAAGAGUCACACCGUACAGCUGUAAUGGGAGGCUCUCCAGAGAUUGGGAUGACACCUCAAGGACACGACAAUCACAUUUACGACGAAGUGGAAUAGGAGACUCGCCUCGGAAAUGGGCUGAUACACCGUAUAUGAACUUUUCUUCGGACUCCUUGGACUGUGAAGUGGCCCCUCUGGUGGGGAACACAGGGACCCCCUUCCUAUUAAACCAUGGUUUAAUUCUUCUUAGUCUGUUGAUUUUGCUGCGUGUGCCAUAGAACCCGUUUCUUGUGAGAAGCUUGGCUUGGAGUGUUCUAGA
Molecule: messenger RNA, 1198 nt
Organism: Pseudonaja textilis
Lineage: Eukaryota; Metazoa; Chordata; Lepidosauria; Squamata; Elapidae
Source: RefSeq, a predicted model, not a curated record